AUGGGAUUUGGUAUUUCAAAUACAAGUGUGGUGACUUACCGUCUCUCUUUUUUUUCAUCUGAUCUACUUCUUUUCUCUGGUAAAAGGUUCGUCCUAAAUAUUCGCUUCUGCUCAGAGGGCAGCAUUAGCAGCGAAGGGACUCACACUCGCUCAAUGGCAACCACGUGUGGGUUUAAGGGGUGCUCGAACCAGACGUACCUCGCCCUCCCGGUUUGCAGCCACUGCGGCAAACGCAUGUGCACCUCUCACCUCCUUCCGGAGGUUCAUGGUUGCGGUGACGCCGAAAGGAAUGUGUCACAGCGUCAGGCAACUGCCGAUGCGGCGGAUAUGCGGCGCCGGCGAAAGCAUAUUGGUCUGGAUGACGCAAAGGCGCGAUUGGAUCGUCGCCGGGAAGAGCUUGCUGCUCAGCGGCAAAAAAAGCCACUGAAGAACAAGCAGUGA
Trypanosoma theileri is the source of this 441-nucleotide messenger RNA. RefSeq lists its product as uncharacterized. The record is from RefSeq and is a predicted model, not a curated record. NCBI's taxonomy places the organism in Eukaryota, Euglenozoa, Kinetoplastea, Trypanosomatida, Trypanosomatidae. Gene Ontology annotation, molecular function: zinc ion binding. The coding region runs from base 1 to 441 and encodes 146 amino acids. The transcript has a single exon.